AUGAAAGAUCAAGUUCUUGAACAAGCGCCUCGAAAAAUUAAGCACAUUCAAUUUAGCGUUCUCUCUCCUCAAGAAAUCGUCAAAAAUGCUCAAUUGGCGAUCACACAUCGCGAUCUUUUCAACGAUAAUCGCAAACCCAUGGAAAAUGGUGUCCUUGAUACGCGGCUGGGAACAUCGGAUCAUGACACGUUGUGUCAAACUUGUGGCGAAAAAAUGGCUCAAUGCAUCGGUCAUUUUGGUUAUGUCAAAUUGAUAUUACCUGUCUUUCAUAUUGGAUAUUUUAAGGCUGUAAUAAAUAUGCUUCAGAAUAUUUGCAAGACUUGUAGUCGCGUUUUAUUAGAGGAAGAAGAUCGUCGCUUAUAUCUGAAACGAUUACGAAGCUCCAAAGAAGCAGCUUCGCGUCAAAAAUUAGACAAAGCUAUAAACACCUUGUGUAAAAAAGUAACAGAUUGUCCAUUUUGUGGUGCAAUAAAUGGCUCUGUUAAGAAAGUUGGUGUACUCAAGAUUGUGCAUGAGAAAUUCAAAUCAAAGAAAGCACAAGGAGAACACGAAAAAUUCAAGGGCACCUUCAAUAAUGCGAUUGAAUACACACCAGAUUUGAAACCACAUUUGCACAAAGCGCAGGAAGAUUUAAAUGCCCUGAAAGUUCUUGAGCUUUUUAAAAGGAUAUCAGACGAUGAUUGUGAAUUACUUGGGCUAGACCCUCAAAAUGCGCGACCAGAACUAUUUAUUUGGCAACGUCUCCCAGUACCACCUGUGGCGAUUCGUCCAUCAAUUGCGCAAGAUAAUGCAAGCACAGAAGACGACUUGACGGUGAAAUUGUCAGAAAUUGUCCAAACAAACACUAACAUUACAGCGGCACUGUCUAAAGGAGUUACCAUUACACAACUUAUGGAACAAUGGGAUUAUUUGCAAUUAACAAUUGCUAUGUAUAUACACAGUGAAAUGCCAGGUUUGGGCAAUAUGGCGGGUAUAAAACCUAGCAGAGGAUUAUGUCAGCGAUUGAAAGGUAAACAGGGUAGAUUUCGUGGAAAUUUGUCUGGUAAACGUGUCGAUUUUUCUGGACGUACAGUAAUUUCACCUGAUCCGAAUUUACGGAUUGAUGAGGUUGCUGUCCCAGUUCUAGUAGCAAAAAUUUUAACUUACCCAGAAAGAGUAUUCGAAUUUAAUAUUGAUAAGUUACGUCAGUGUGUGAUAAACGGAUCGGAUAUUCAUCCUGGUGCCAAUUUUGUCAAACAUAAGUCUGGAGGGAAAAGAUUUCUUAAGUAUGCUGACCAAGCAUCAAAAGACGCUUGUGCUGCCGAACUACAAAUCGGAGACAUUGUAGAAAGACAUUUGAGAGAUGGUGAUGUCGUCUUAUUUAAUCGUCAACCAUCUUUACACAAACUUAGUAUAAUGGCUCAUUAUGUACGAGUCAAACCAUGGAGAACUUUUCGUUUUAAUGAAUGUGUAUGUAAUCCGUAUAAUGCAGAUUUUGACGGUGACGAAAUGAAUCUUCAUGUACCUCAAACUGAAGAAGCUCGAAUCGAGGCAAUCGAAUUGAUGGGUGUAAAGAACAAUUUGGUUACACCUAGAAACGGAGAUCCUAUCAUAGCUGCAAUUCAAGAUUUUAUCACGUCGUCAUAUUUGCUUACAAAGAAAGACGUUUUUUAUAAUCGAGCACAAUUUUCACAAAUUUGUUCGUAUAUGGCUGAUGCUAAUAUGCAUAUCGAUAUUCCUUUGCCCUGCAUAUGGAAACCAAUGAAACUUUGGACCGGAAAGCAAAUAUUUAAUGUAUUAAUGAGACCAAAUAAGCAAUCGUCAGUUUUAGUUAAUCUCGAAGCGAAAGGACGUUCAUUUGAUAAGAAAGAGGGGAGAGCGCCCGAUCUAUGUCCAAAUGACGGUUAUGUUGUUAUUCAAAAUAGCGAGAUUAUGUGUGGUUGUAUGGAUAAAUCUUUAGUAGGAGAUGGUAAUAAGCAUUCAUUAUUUUAUACGAUACUCCGUGAUUAUGGGUCGAUAGAAGCUUCUAAUGCAAUGAACCGUUUAUCUAAGUUGUGUUCACGGUGGUUAGCCAAUCGAGGAUUCUCUAUUGGUAUCAAUGAUGUGCAACCAGGUGAAAGGCUAAGAGAAGGGAAAGAAGAACUCAUUGAAUUAGCAAAUAAGACUUGUAGCGAACUCAUUGAACAGUCCAAAUCAGGUCGAAUGGAAAAUCAACCCGGUUGUAAUGAAGAACAAACGUUGGAGGCACAUAUAUCUGGCGUUUUAUCCAAAGUUCGUGAAGACGCAGGUCAAAUUUGCAUGACAGAACUAAACAAAUAUAAUGCUCCACUUAUUAUGGCAACUUGUGGAUCAAAAGGCAUUAAUAAAUUCCAAUCUUCCGUACUUUCUUCUGGAUUACACUGUAAGCCAAAAACACCGGUGGCUCGAGGUUUCGUUAGAAACAGUUUCUAUAGUGGAUUGACUCCUACAGAAUUUCUUUUUCAUGCGAUCUCUGGUCGUGAAGGUCUUGUUGAUACCGCUGUCAAAACAGCCGAAACUGGAUACAUGCAAAGAAAACUCAUGAAGGCUUUAGAAGAUCUGACAAUUCAUUAUGAUAUGUCAGUACGAAAUUCGUCAGGUGGCUUAGUUCAAUUUUAUUAUGGGGAUGAUGGCUUGGAUCCUGCUUUUCUCGAAGCAGAAAUUCUUCCUGUGGACCUUAAACGUAAUCUACAACAUACGAUUAAUAUAAUUCCGUUUGGUGAUGAUAAAUUGCUGUUACCAUACGAAAUACGUGAAAUUACCGAUAGUAUAUUAGAGAGCGAUAAAUUUGUGAAUUCAUGUACUCGAUCAUAUAUUAAUUCUUUGAACGAGUUUAUUCAAAAAGAACUUAUUAGUAAAUUAAGUGAUUUAAGAGAGUCCUAUGGUUUAAUGAGAGGAGAUUAUAGACUUAGUGAUGAGUACGGAGAUAUCGAUGAUAUGGUUUAUAGUACUUUGGAUUCAAGUCCUGCAAAAGCCGUUGUGAAUCAUAAAUUAAAAAUCACUGAAAAACAGCUAGAAAGGUUUUUAAAUAUUUGUUGGGCGAAAUUUAUGAGAGCAAAAAUCGAGCCAGGUACUGCUGUUGGAGCCCUUGGUGCGCAAUCCAUCGGGGAACCGGGAACCCAGAUGACUUUGAAGACUUUCCAUUUUGCUGGUGUUGCUUCAAUGAAUGUUACACUUGGUGUCCCGCGUAUAAAGGAAAUUAUUAAUGCGUCAAAAACAAUAAGUACACCAAUCAUUACUUGUAAACUUGUUAAUGAUACUGAUGUGAAGUCCGCUAGAAUUGUUAAAGGUCGUUUAGAAACAACUUAUCUGGGAGAUAUUGCAAAAUAUAUUGAUGAAAUUUAUGAACGUGAUCAAUGUUUCCUCGCCAUUAAGUUGGAUUUGGAGGCAAUACAAAAAUUACAGUUGGAGACAAAUAUAAAAGAAAUAGCGCGCGCGAUUGUCGAUAGUCGUAGUUUAAAGCUUGAGGCUAAUGGAAUUCGUAUAGUUUCAAACGAUGAAAUCGAUGUCUAUGUCCCCGACAAAGAGAUGUACAAAGAUCCAUGUUGCUUGUAUUAUAGGCUUCAAAUUUUAAAACGAGCCUUGCCCAAGGUUAUAGUGAAGGGAAUACAAACUGUUACAAGAGCUGUAAUUAGUGAAGGAAAGAAAGGGAAGAAACAAUUGUUAGUUGAAGGAUACGGGCUUCGUGAAGUAAUGACUACUGAAGGCAUUGUCGGCACUGAAACGACAAGUAAUAAUGUUAACGAAGUACAUAAAGUUCUUGGUAUUGAAGCCGCUAGAAAUACAAUUAUUAAAGAAAUCCAAUAUACAAUGGGUCGUCACGGAAUGAGCAUCGAUCCGAGACACGUUAUGUUACUAGGAGAUAUUAUGACAUUCAAGGGCGAAGUACUAGGAAUUCAUCGGUUUGGUAUUUCAAACAUGAAAAGCAGUGUCCUUAUGUUAGCAUCAUUUGAAAAAACAACGGACCACCUUUUCGACGCUGCAUUACAUAGCAAACGCGAUUGUCUUGAAGGGGUGAGUGAAUCUAUAAUUAUGGGAAUGCCCAUGCAACUUGGAACUGGUCUGUUUAAAUUGAUAAGAACACCAUUCGGGAAUGAAAAACCACAUAAAAGGAAAUUAUUAUUUGAUUCCCGAGAAAAUCACGUAAAAUUCACAUACGGAGAUGCAUCUAUGGAUGGAGAGUGA
This is a messenger RNA of Funneliformis caledonium, 4182 nucleotides long. Lineage: Eukaryota; Fungi; Glomeromycota; Glomeromycetes; Glomerales; Glomeraceae. The record is from the annotation of a GenBank genome assembly.